Molecule: messenger RNA, 750 nt
Organism: Rangifer tarandus platyrhynchus (Svalbard reindeer)
Lineage: Eukaryota; Metazoa; Chordata; Mammalia; Artiodactyla; Cervidae
Source: the annotation of a GenBank genome assembly
AUGGUCACAGCUCUCGGGGAGGAUGCACAAGUCCUGAGCCCAGCUCAGAGGCUGGCGUCACAGGAGCUUUCAGGAAGAGAAGGUGGGUUGAGCCCUGGGUCUGUGGCCACCUGCCUUUGGAUGGCAGGUAGCGAUGCCCAGCGGCUGUGGCUGCAGCGCCGCAAGGAGCCGGCCUUUGCCUCCUGCUUCCUGCUUCCUCUGCCUCCCCCGUCGGACCCGCCCUGUCUGUCCUCCAACCUGCCUGGUCGCUGCGGUGCUUGGCCUCUCCUGGAAAUGUCCGGCCCUGCUCCUUCCACUCUCCAGAGAGAAACGGGUCCCACUGUCCCCUGCCUGCCUUUGGAGUGGGUGCUGGUGGAGGAUGCAGAGGCAGGAGGAAAAGGAAAACAUUUAAUUUCCACCCUGGGCGUAGUCUAUCCCAGCUUCCUUGUGGUGCGCUGUUUCUGUCUGCCUUUUGUCUGUGUGCUGGUGGUGUCAGAGCCGACCAUCCCUCCUUUAACACCACUGUGCCAAACUGUGUACCCUCUUUCCACGUCCAAACAUCUUGCCCCCAAAGAAACCCACUUGGGGCCCAGCUCCCCGGAGGCACCUGCGCCUCGGCCUGGUGCGGCCCCAGCCCCGCCGGCCCCAGGCCGGGCCGAGUCAGGCUCCCCGCGCUGGGCCCGGCCGGCCGGGGGCUCCGGGCGAGGCCUCCCUCCCACGUGGGUGGAGCCUGCGCCCGGCCGCCCUCCUGCCCGCUUUCUCCAGGAGUAA